AAACCUAAUAUUCCAUCCCUGAUAUUCUUAGAGCCAACAUGGCGGACCGAGACCUACGGUUUCCUGAUUGUUAUUGCUUGUGAAGGAAGUAUGCCGUGAAGCCCUUUAACGAAAGAAAUGCGCCCUCAUUGGUUUCCACGGUGUUUACGGAGCGAGAGCCAAUCAUAUGUGCCCGCUGAUCCAGGUGAUAUCCCUCCUACCAGUAUCUCCGGAGUAGGUUUAUUUUGGUUUACCCCCUGCUCCAGUGCCGCCGCCAUUAGAGCCAGUCACAUCGGCAACAGAAAUGGGAAUUCCGGUGUUUGAAACCCUCUAAAACCGAUUUGAUCCGGGGUUGCUUGGGGUUUCAGAGGAAGGGGGAGAAAUAACAUGGGAGUUCGGCCGCAGAAUCGCUCUGCUGUCGCGGUGGAUUGUCGGUGCUGAGCUGGAUUUGGACCCGGAUCGGAUCGGAUUGGGUUUCGGUAGGACAGACGUUCGGUUUGCAGAAGGGCGAACUCGGGAGCGGUAGUGUUUGCAAACUGUGGAGGGCAAAAACAGGAGAAACUGGAGGUGCUGUGAGCGUGAGCGAGUGAAAGCAGGUGAAGAACGGAGGACCGGCGGGAGGGAGGGAGGGGGGGCCAUCAGCUGCGGUGACCGGCGUGAGCGAGGAUGACAGAUUUUGGCUUGAAGUGGAGCUGCGAGUACUGCACCUACGAGAACUGGCCGUCCGCCAUCAAAUGCACCAUGUGUCGGGCCCAAAGGCACAACGCGCCCAUCAUCACCGAGGAACCCUUCAAGAGCAGCUCCAGCCUGGACCCACAACUGUGCACCACCCAGCUCAUCUGCCCCGACUCUAGCGCCCGGCCUCGGGUCCGGAUCGCCGACGAGCUGCCAGAGACCAGCAGCAAAUGGUCCUGCCACAUGUGCACCUAUCUGAACUGGCCCCGCGCAAUCCGCUGCACGCAGUGCCUCAGUCAGAGGCAGCAGGGCUCCCAACACGGCCCGCUCAGUCCGUCUGAAGCCCCACAGACAUCGGACUCGGGGUCCAGACCAUCCCCGGUCACCUCGGACCCAUGCGAGGAGUAUAACGACCGGAAUCGGCUCAACAUGCAUGCGCAGCGAUGGCCAUGCUCGGCUUGCACCUAUGAGAACUGGCCAAAGAGUUUGAGGUGCGUGGUUUGCGACCACCCUAAACCCAGCAGUUCGCCCGAGGCGCCUCAGCAGGAUUCGGAGGCAGAGAGUGCCAUGUCCCUGUCGAUAGUGAACGAGCAGGAACGGGAUAACCUAAGGACAGCGGGGGGAGGGGGGGUGAGCAGGGGCAGGCAGAGGAAACUCUCUCCACCUACGUGUAAAGGGCAGGCGGAGGUGAAGAUCGAGCUUGCGUCGGGAGCGGUGGGCAGCGAUAACGAGCAGGAGGCGGACUUUAAAAAACUCAAACAGAUCCGGAACAGGAUGCGGAGAAGCGACUGGCUCUUCCUGAACGCCUGCGCUGGUGUUGUGGAGGGGGAUCUGGCUGCUGUGGAGGCGUACAAGUCAUCCGGUGGUGAUAUCGCACGUCAGCUGACCGCAGACGAGGUGCGAAUUCUCAACCGUCCAUCCGCGUUUGACGCUGGUUUUACUUUGGUGCAUCUGGCCAUCCGCUUCCAAAGACAGGACAUGCUUGCGGUGCUGCUCACGGAGGUGUCUCAGCAGACAGCGAAGUGUAUACCGGCUCUGGUGUGUCCUGAGUUAACAGAACAGAUCCGCAGAGAGGUGGCAGCAGCACUUCAUAGGCGUAAAGGAGAGUUUCCCUGUUACUUCUUCACUGACCUCAUCACCUUCACAUUACCAGCAGAUAUUGAAGACCUUCCCCCAAAUGUUCAAGAAAAACUGUUCGAUGAGGUCCUGGAUCGAGAUGUACAAAAAGAGCUGGAAGAGGAGUCUCCCAUCAUUAACUGGUCUCUGGAGCUGGGCACGCGUCUGGACAGCCGGCUGUAUGCUCUGUGGAACCGAACCGCUGGAGAUUGCCUACUGGAUUCAGUGUUACAAGCCACGUGGGGAAUUUACGACAAAGACUCUGUCCUAAGAAAAAGCCUCAACGACAGCUUACACGACUGCUCUCACUGGUUCUACACUCGCUGGAAAGAGUGGGAGUCCUGGUAUUCCCAGAGCUUUGGUUUGCAUUUCUCUCUGCGGGAGGAGCAGUGGCAGGAGGACUGGGCAUUUAUAUUAUCAUUAGCUAGUCAGCCGGGUGCGAGUUUAGAGCAGACACACGUGUUUGUCUUGGCACACAUCCUUCGGAGGCCUAUCAUAGUGUACGGUGUGAAAUAUUACAAGAGCUUCAGAGGAGAGACGCUGGGAUAUACACGCUUUCAGGGUGUAUACCUGCCUCUAUUAUGGGAGCAGAGUUUCUGCUGGAAGAGCCCUAUCGCCCUGGGUUACACGCGCGGACACUUUUCCGCCUUGGUUGCCAUGGAGAACGAUGGCUACGAUAAUCGAGGCGCGGGCGCCAACUUGAACACAGACGAUGAUGUCACUGUUACUUUCCUGCCGCUGGUUGACAGCGAACGAAAGCUGUUGCAUAUUCACUUUCUGUCAGCACAAGAGAUGGGGACGGAGGAGCAGCAGGAGCGGAUGCUGAGGCAGUGGAUGGACUGCUGUGUUACGGAGGGCGGGGUUUUGGUGGCCAUGCAGAAGAGCUCCAGGAGGCGGAACCACCCACUUGUCACUCAGAUGGUGGAGAAGUGGCUGGACGGUUACCGGCAGCUUGCCGCUUGUCCAACUCUCUCCGACGGAGAGGAGGAAGAGGAGGACGAAGAUGAGUGAAGAACAGUCGGCGUCACUUGACACUACAACACGACCCUCUUGCGUUCCCCAACAUACGGAAACACACAAACACACACCUCUAACCCCGACCGAACGACAAACCCAAGCUUUCCUUUUUGGUUUUUGUCCCUAAACGACAAAUAAUUGGGGUUUGUUGCAAAAUAAAGGAAUGCAAUCAUGAUUGUAUUUGUCUUUACAGAGUAUGUUCUUUGCUUUCGUUUGUGUUUUGUUUUUAAUUUGCUGGUGCAAUGCUUGUAGUGAUUUAAGAAAAAGAGGAGGAAUUUAAGCACCCUUUUUAAAAUGUCUGACGCAGAUGUCUAUUUCUAUUUGUGUAGCGUGACUCUAGACUAAGAUUACUAAAACAUAAUUCACUACACGUUUGAAAAUGAGCAUUAUCUAUGAAUCACACGUAUGACUGUCACAAUUGUUUUUUUUUUUUAAUAAAGCUGUCGUUCCUCACCUGAUCGUUACGGGGAGAACGCAAGUGGAUAUUUUAACUCGAUUUCUAACAGAUUUUCUGUAUUUAUCUGAAUAAUAGUGUGUGAGCCAUAGAAAUGAAUGCUUUUCCACUCACAUUGUCGUCUCUUGUCGUCCCAUCUUUGAACUGCACUACAAACGUGAACGCUGCAAAGAAAAAGAGGCAUGUGUCAGUUUACUGUGUCCGUCGGAUGCCGUUUUUGAAAGGGAACAUUAUUUCAGCUCUUCUUCCAAUGUGGUCCCUUCACACUUUCAGUUGUGUAUUUGUGUGUGUCUGUUGUCUUUUGUGAAAUGUCUGGCCACAGAUUUUUCAGUGCACAUUUUUCCACUCAGUUUCCAAACCUUGAUGAAAAAGACUUGAUGUAGACCAAAGUGAACAUUACGAGAGAUCUGUGGAGUGUUUUUGCAGUGCUAAUAUAACCGGUUAACUGGCUUUUUCCCCCCCUGUUCCCAUCUCAUCACCUCCUGUGGUUUUUAUGUCCGGUCCUUCUCACAUCCUCAUGUUUUAUUUUAUUUUUUAAAUUAUGUGAUAGUUCUGCUACACUAUGGUAUAUUUGAUAUAUAAGGUGGAGACCAAACUUGGUGAUAUUGAAGACCUAAGUGUUUUGAAUGUCCAACUACGAAACUAUUAUAAAACUUCGAAACAAAA
Molecule: messenger RNA, 3907 nt
Organism: Sinocyclocheilus grahami
Lineage: Eukaryota; Metazoa; Chordata; Actinopteri; Cypriniformes; Cyprinidae
Product: ubiquitin thioesterase zranb1-B
Exons: 10
Coding region: 646-2781 (711 amino acids)
Biological process (GO): protein K33-linked deubiquitination; positive regulation of Wnt signaling pathway; protein deubiquitination involved in ubiquitin-dependent protein catabolic process
Cellular component (GO): cytoplasm; nucleus
Molecular function (GO): cysteine-type deubiquitinase activity; K63-linked polyubiquitin modification-dependent protein binding
Source: RefSeq, a predicted model, not a curated record